Messenger RNA from Gigantopelta aegis, 672 nucleotides. Its product is annotated as high-affinity choline transporter 1-like. Gene Ontology annotation, cellular component: plasma membrane. The record is from RefSeq and is a predicted model, not a curated record. The coding region runs from base 355 to 657 and encodes 100 amino acids. NCBI's taxonomy places the organism in Eukaryota, Metazoa, Mollusca, Gastropoda, Neomphalida, Peltospiridae. Gene Ontology annotation, molecular function: choline:sodium symporter activity. Gene Ontology annotation, biological process: transmembrane transport; acetylcholine biosynthetic process; choline transport. The transcript is spliced from 4 exons.
CUCGAGUUACUCACAAACGGGUUUGGUGCGUUUCGCUUGUUGUUUAUUUAUCCGGUGGCGGUGCACAAACUGCGUGAAAAGAAGACGCGGAUAUUCCGGACUAAGUGACAUAUCAGGAAUCUCAGAACUAUAAACAAAUAAAAAAGGGAAGUCUGUUCACUCUGUAAAGACAAGGAAGGAGUGAAUUGCACUCAGGAGAGUUUAUUUGUACACGGCAGUGUUGAGUGACACCUAGAGUUGUACUGCAUCUUGGCCUUGAAACACCGGCAACGAUUAGUUUGACAACGCUUGGAACCUGCACAGUUGCACUUGGAACCGGUUUACCUGUGACAGACCAUAAAGUGUUAAACCACAAUGGGGAUCUUCAUCGGCGGUCUCGUGGCCGUGAUCGUCUUCUACAUCCUCAUCCUGGUCAUAGGAAUCGUGGCGGCGCGCAGGUCCGGACACUUCUUCACAAACAUCGACUCAAAAGAGGUGAUGCUAGCUGGACGCAAGAUAGGACUGUUUGUUGGCUGUUUCACAAUGACAGCGACAUGGGUCGGUGGCGGCUUCAUCAACGGAUCAGCGGAGGCUGUGGUCAAAGAUGGGUUGGUGUGGUGCCAGGCGCCACUCGGAUAUGGCAUCGCCCUCAUGUUCGGUAAGUUUCUUACUAAUUAAAGCAGCAAUGUCGGG